AUGUCCCUGUGCUUCAGUCUCCAUCGCCUCGCAUGCGACCAUGCGCAGUUAUGGAAUCUUGGCGGCGGAGACACCGAACACGGAGGAUCGCACAGCACCCUAGGCCGGCCCAUCUCAGACGAGGAUCGCAAGGGCUUCUGGGAGCUUGUGAAGCUGGACCUCGUCUUUCGAUUGCUUCCCAGUCAACCACUUGCCAUCAAAUCUUUCCAAUUUAUCGAUUGUUCAAAUAGCUCCUACAUUGGACUUGAAGUGUUGGCCAAGACAGGCGAAAUGUGCGAGAAGAUAGAGGAGAUCUAUUCUGAACGGGACAUGAACACGCAUCAGGACGAAAGGCUUCUGAGCGCUCAUGAGCAGUUCAGAAAGUCAUGGAUGACAUCAGAAGUCGCGCUGCUUGCGCCGAUUAGUAUGGUCUGCAUGCUUCGUUAUGCAACUGCAUUGGUGCGAAAGGCCGAUAAGCCAGAAGACGUCGACAUCGAAAUGGUAAAGAAACCAUUGGUACUGAAAGCCUGUCGGCGCAUGUUGAAGACAUCAAACGUCCUGCUAGAGAAGCACGCUGGCAUGGGUACGGUGUCCACACUGUUGAACUUCCUGCGGGUCGAUCUGCCUUAUACCUAUCUUACACGACAUCUUUUGCAGAUAUCGGCACAUCUACGACCGGAAGAGGACAAGGCGCUCUUGGACACUAUUGCUCAAAAGCUUGCAACUCUGGCGCUGGAUAUUGUAGUGUUGAAGCCCCUGGCAAGGGCAACCUACAGACUAAAGCUGAAUCUCGGAUGCUGA
Fusarium vanettenii 77-13-4 is the source of this 780-nucleotide messenger RNA. RefSeq lists its product as uncharacterized. Lineage: Eukaryota; Fungi; Ascomycota; Sordariomycetes; Hypocreales; Nectriaceae. The record is from RefSeq and is a predicted model, not a curated record. Bases 1 to 780 code for a protein of 259 amino acids. The transcript is spliced from 3 exons.